CGCGGGAGCUCUGGUUUCACAGGUGUCUCGGGUCACAGGUAUGCCAAGCCCUCGGGCGCGGGAAACUUGCUCGGGGCGGCUUCUGGCUCUGCAGCGCCUCCUGUCGGCCGAGGCACCGCCCUCGGAGGGUGAGGCCAGCCUCAGGCUGGGAGGAGACCGUGCACCCCGCAUCCCCGCGAGCCGCCCACCCCUGGAUCGGGGAUUUCGCGUCUAUAAUGAGGAACGAGGGGGCGGGGCUGUGAACUGCAGUUGCUAUUAAGAGUUUUGGCAAAUCAGCUCCCGAGUCCACUUCUCGUGGCCAAUAGGAAGUGGCCUAGGGCGCAGAGGCGGGAAAUGCGGCCACAAGAACAGGCGUGGCAGCCAAUCAGCCGCCGGCCUCGGUUCCGCGCUCCAACUGGCGCGGAGAGCGGGCCUGGGUUGGGGGUGAGGCGGUGGCAGCUGUCAGGCUAAAGUCCGGCGAGCGAGAGCUGCGGGACGGCGGCCGCGGACGGGCCCUGGAGAUGAGCCGUGGUGCCACGGGCUGGUGCUGUCUCGUGUUCUGGCUGCCCACGUGCGUCGCAGCCCACGGCUUACGCAUCCAUGACUAUUUAUACUUCCAAGUGCUGAGUCCUGGGGAUAUCCGCUACAUCUUCACAGCCACACCUGCCAAGGACUUUGGUGGGAUAUUUCACACACGGUAUGACCAGAUUCACCUUGUCCCUGCUGAACCUCCAGAGGCCUGCGGGGAACUCAGCAACGGCUUCUUCAUCCAGGACCAAAUCGCUCUGGUAGAAAGGGGGGGCUGCUCCUUCCUCUCCAAGACCAGGGUGGUACAGGAGCAUGGUGGGAAGGCUGUGAUCAUCUCUGACAAUGCAGUUGACAAUGACAGUUUCUACGUGGAGAUGAUCCAGGAUAGUACUAAACGCACAGCUGACAUUCCUGCUCUCUUCCUGCUCGGCCGAGACGGCUACAUGAUCCGACGUUCUCUGGAACAGCAUGGGCUGCCAUGGGCCAUCAUCUCUAUCCCAGUCAAUGUCACCAGUAUCCCCACCUUUGAGCUGCUGCAACCUCCAUGGACUUUCUGGUAGAAAAGCCGACCCUAGGUUCCAUUGACAAGUGAAUUGUGGAUUUUCCUAUUUGGAGUUUGGAGAUAGACUCUGAGAACAAAUGGAGCCAGAGAGGACAGUGAAGCCACACCACUGGCUUUUUCUUCCCUGGGGCCUGCAAGGACAUCUCAUGCUUCAGGAAGAGUCAAGAACCAGGCCCAGGGCUUGUGACUAGAAUUUGGAACAAAAGGCACUGAAGGCAAGCAGCCUUGUCACGCCCACCUGUUUCAGCCUCCCGCAGCCAGGACCUCCUCAUAAUAAGCCUGUGGCUGUUGGUGUAGUGGUUUAAAGAACUGGUAUUUGGGGACUCAGAACUCCCCUACUUUUAGCAAUAAAACCAAAUAAAGCUCA
Messenger RNA from Psammomys obesus (fat sand rat), 1436 nucleotides. It is a transcript of the gene Pradc1, whose product is annotated as protease associated domain containing 1. The coding region runs from base 501 to 1067 and encodes 188 amino acids. The transcript has 5 exons. NCBI's taxonomy places the organism in Eukaryota, Metazoa, Chordata, Mammalia, Rodentia, Muridae. The record is from RefSeq and is a predicted model, not a curated record.